Molecule: messenger RNA, 2781 nt
Organism: Heterostelium album PN500
Lineage: Eukaryota; Evosea; Eumycetozoa; Acytosteliales; Acytosteliaceae
Exons: 7
Coding region: 1-2781 (926 amino acids)
Biological process (GO): rRNA processing
Cellular component (GO): small-subunit processome; nucleolus
Molecular function (GO): RNA binding
Source: RefSeq, a predicted model, not a curated record
AUGUCUUCGGAACAAGUUGAUUUUGUAAGAGGUCGUCCACAGACCGAUGAUUCGUCAUCGUCAUCGAAUUUCGAUCAUAAGAGAAAAAGAAAUUUAGAUGAUAAUAGUAGUACAGGAAGAUCUUCAAGAGAUAGUAAUAAUCAAAAGAAUGGUGGUGGUGGAAAAGGUGGAAAGAGAGGAAAUAAGAAACAAAAGAGUAAGAAAUCGGAUGAUGCUGCUUCUGCUGCCGCUGCUGCUGGUAUACCAACACUCAAGACCGACGACAAAGAUCUUUUCACAGACGACUAUAAAUUGUUGAAACAAAAGAAAUCGAAAUUGUACGAUCCAAACGCACAGCAAGACUCUGACGAGGAGGCCGACAUCAAGACCAAGAAAGGAAAGAAGAUGCCAUCAGAUUAUCUCUCAAAGAAACAGGAACAGGAUGCCCAGAAACUACUUCCAUUCUUAAGAGCCAAUUUCUCAAAGGAUGCCAAUCGUCUUUUAUUUAAAAAUUUCUAUACUGGUUUAGUUGUAAUGGGAUGUCUUGAAAGUAUUUCCAAUAUGGAUUUGACAUUCUCACUUCCUUUUGGUGCCAAAGGUUAUGUGAAAUUCAAUGAGAUUUCAGAUGAAUUCACAAAGUAUCAAGAGUCCGUCAUGAGAAGUAAAGAUAUACCAAGUAACUUUGUUAAGCUCGACACCAUUAUGAAUCGUAUCAAAGGAAUGUUCAUGAUUGGUCAAAUCAUGAAAGUUGCAAUCGUCGGUCUAACCGAUAACGCCAAGAGUUUUGGUUUACAUUGUACACUUAGAACUGAUGUUGUUAAUGUUGGAUCAACUACAUCGACAUUCAAAGAGGGUAUGACAAUCUUUGGUGAGGUGAAGAGUGUUGAGGAUCGUGGUUAUAUUGUUUCGUUCGGUAAGGACGUCGAAGCCAAGGGAUUCAUCGAGCAUUCGAAUACACGUUAUUUCUGGCCGGUUCAAGGUGCCGGCACCCAGUGGAAUGAGAACGAGUGCCGUCUCGCUCAGGGUCAACCGCUGGAGGCAGUGAUCACCGAGAUCGACAGCGCCACCAAUACUUUCAAGUUGAACGCAUCACAUCCACUCAUCAAUCGUUCGACAGUCACUGACAGCGCCGUCGUCACCAUGGACUCUAUCAAAGCCGGUAUGAUGGUGGACACCAAGAUUGCCAAGAUCUACAGAAACGGUAUCUCUGUUACUUUUCUAGAUUAUUUCGCAGGUGACAUCUUUUUCACUCAUCUAGAGAAACCAUUGUCUGAAUACAGUGUAUCAAUGAACUUGAAAGCAAGAAUAUUAUAUGUAGAUCAAAUCGAUAAGAAGAUUGGUUUGUCUGCACUUUCACAUGUACUCGGUCUUAGACCUUAUCCAUUCGGUCAGAUCAAACCAGGUGCCAUUUUCAAAUCUUCAGAGAUUCAAAUCACCAGAGUAGAUCCAUUGGAGAUGUACGUUUCAAUCAAUUCAUCACAAAACUCACAACCACUUAAAGGAUAUAUACAUCAUAAAAAAAUACCAGAUGUAAAAGUUGAUAAUUUGAAAUCAAUAUAUCAUCCCAAUGGUAAAUUCGAUAAAGAUUGUAGAAUCAUUCACGUCGAUCAUGUCGAUGCAAUGGUAACACUUACACUCAGCAAAUCCGAUCUAUCUAAAGAAGUAUAUAAUUACUACAAUCUAUUCCCAGGAAUGAUUAUAAAUGCUGUAAUUAAAAUUAUUAGACCGGAUUCAAUUGAGGUUGAAGUUAGUCCAUCGAUUUACGGUGUCGUUCCAAAGCAUAAUAUUGCCGAUACGAUCUUGAGCGAUCCAUCGAAGAAGUUCAAGGUUGGCCAGGCCGUUCGUUGUCGUGUGUUGUCGUGUGUGCCACAAUACAAGCGUCUGAUGUUGACCAUGAAGAACUCGUUGAUCAACUCGACACUCCCGAUAUUCACCAACUCGGCCAAUGUCAACGUCGGUGACAUCUCACACGGUUACAUUUCGAAUAUCAAGGACAACAGCCAUAUCUUUGUCACUUUCUUUGACAAGUGUUUCGGUAUCGUCCAGAAGAAGCAUCUCUCCAACUUGCCGGUCACCAUGAUCGAAGAUCACUUUAAGAUCGGUCAGGUCGUAGCCGCACAGGUCAUCGGUAGAAACAAGUUUUCACUCGAUCUCUCACUUGUCAUCUCCAACUUGGAAGAGGAAGAAGAUCAACCACAAGUCAAAGAUGAACCAAUCGAUAAUAUUAAAAAAGAACAACAAUCAUCAGACGAUGAAAGUGAAGAUGAAUCAGAGUCAGACGAUGACGACGACGACCAUAAAGAUAAAGUAGAAAUAAAAGAUGAACCAGAAGAUAGUGAAGAGGAAGAUGAUGAUAUUGAAGAAGAAUCAGAAGAAUCAGAAGAAGAAUCGGAAUCGGAAGAAGAGGAAAAAGUAGUAGUAAAGAAACAACCAGCACCAGUUCAACAAAAUAAUAAUAAUAAGAAAUUAAAUAAUAAUAAUAAUAACAACAACAAUAAUAACAAUUCAAAGAAUAAUAAUAAACAAACUCAACCACAACAAAAACAACAACAACAACAACAAAAACAAACAGUCACUUCUACUAAGAAUAAUAAUAGUAAUAACAAAUCGUCAACAACACCUUCCAAGCAAACAAACACAAAGAAAUCAAGAAAUAAUUUAAAACUUAUUAAUUUCAAUACUACUCAAAAGAAUAUUACUGUCCAAAAUGGAUAUAGUUCCCUUACUAUUAAUAAUGUUAAUUCCAAUCAAAGUUCCAAUCAAUUGACAGAAUUUACCAGACCAUUUUGGUCAGUUUGGUAA